Molecule: messenger RNA, 885 nt
Organism: Penicillium riverlandense
Lineage: Eukaryota; Fungi; Ascomycota; Eurotiomycetes; Eurotiales; Aspergillaceae
Product: aromatic alcohol reductase
Exons: 2
Coding region: 1-885 (294 amino acids)
Molecular function (GO): oxidoreductase activity
Source: RefSeq, a predicted model, not a curated record
AUGUCCGCCACCAAAGUUGCUCUUGUCGGGGGCUCCGGGAACCUUGGUCCCGCCAUCCUCUCUGAAUUGUUGGGCGCUGGAUUCGCCGUCACGGUUCUCACCAGACAAGACAGCAGCAAGACCUUUGACUCCAGAGCUCAAAUUGCGAAAGUAGACUAUGAAUCUCUCGAAUCGCUCAAAGCUGCUUUAGUCGGCCAGGAUGUCGUGGUUAAUACCCUCGGUGUGGGCGCCGUCCCCCGCGACAUCCACUUGCGUCUCGUCGACGCUGCGGUGGCUGCAGGUGUCAAGCGCUUCCUCCCAUCAGAGUACGGUUCCGAUACGACCCACCCUAAUACCGCGAAGCUCCCCGUCUUUGGAGACAAGGUUGCUGUUCAGGAACAUCUCAAGAACGUCUCGCAGCAGUCCGGCCUUACUUAUACAAUUUUGGUCAAUGGACCGUUCCUUGAUUGGGGAAUCAAGACAGGGUUCCUGCUGGAUCUGUCUGGUCCUGUCGCUGCAAUGUACGAUGGCGGCGACCGAAAGUUCAGUGCCACCACUCUGAGAGGAGUCGGCAAAGCCGUGGUGGGAAUCGUCAGCAAUCUCUCCGCUACCAAAAAUACCACUGUGUUUGUUCAUGAAGCGACUGUGUCACAGAAGGAACUUCUGGCCUUGUCGGGUAAGACGCCUGAGACGAAGACUGUGCAAACGUCAGACCUGGAACAGGAAGCCUUCGCCGAGCUCCAAAAGCCGGAACCAAACCCUCACGUGUUCGCCUUCGGCUUCCUGCGGAGGGCUAUUUUCGGGGAAGGGUUCGGGAGCCUGUUUGCUUCUGAGAAUCUUUUUAAUGAUUUGUUUGGCAUGAAGACUUUGUCUAAGGAGGAACUUCGGAGGCUCGUCGCCGACUGA